Messenger RNA from Capronia coronata CBS 617.96, 765 nucleotides. RefSeq lists its product as uncharacterized. The record is from RefSeq and is a predicted model, not a curated record. The coding region runs from base 1 to 765 and encodes 254 amino acids. Gene Ontology annotation, molecular function: structural constituent of ribosome; rRNA binding. Gene Ontology annotation, cellular component: ribosome; mitochondrial large ribosomal subunit. Gene Ontology annotation, biological process: translation. The transcript is spliced from 3 exons. NCBI's taxonomy places the organism in Eukaryota, Fungi, Ascomycota, Eurotiomycetes, Chaetothyriales, Herpotrichiellaceae.
AUGGCCUGUACCGGCCUACAACCCUCUCUGCGCCAGCUCGUCCGCGAUGCAGGCCGCACACGAGAAGUGCCAUCGUUCCUCGUCCCAGCUUUCUCACAGCGCGUGGCUUGCAGACACAAUUCGACAGCCGUCCAAGCUCCCCAGUCGCGAAUCGGUCGAACGCCGGUCACCAUUCCGCCGGAGGUGUCGUUACGAUUUUAUGAUUUACCCAAAUUCAAUGCGCGGAGUAGGAAUCCAGACACAGCCACCAGUGCGCUGGAGGUCAAGGGCCCAUUAGGACAACUGACCGUGCCGAUCCCACCGUAUUUGAAAGCCGAACACGACGAAUUCGCCGGCAAACUCAACAUUAGCGUCAAUGAUGCGGCAGAGAAGCACCAGCGAUCAAUGUGGGGCACCAUGCGCGCUCUAGUACAAAACUCCGUGUCAGGAGUCUCGGAGGGCCACCUCUGCAUCUUGCGUCUCGUGGGCGUGGGAUACCGUGCGACCGUCGAGGACUCGGCCACCACGAAGAGACCUACAUACCCGGGUCAGAAGUUUGUCAACUUGAAGCUGGGAUAUGCGCAUCCGGUCGAGAUGCCAGUGCCGAAGGGAGUCAAGGCCAGCGUGCCGCAACCGACGCGGAUCCUGCUGGAGGGCUGUGAUAAGCAGGCCAUUAUGCAGUUCGCGGCCGAGAUUCGCCGAUGGAGGAAGCCGGAGCCGUAUAAGGGCAAGGGAAUCUUUGUCAAUGACGAGACGAUACGGCUGAAGGCCAAGAAGAUCAAAUAG